AUGUUUCGAAUAGCUACUAGAGCGAAUUCACAAGCUGCAGCGUAAAAAUAACACGCAUGUGAUAUUCACUAAAGGAGAGGCGAAAGGGAUGAAUGUUUUGCGACAGUUUUGCAGGCGUCAGAUAUUUGAUGCUUUGAAGCAUAGAAAUUUGACAAACAGUCAGCAUAGACUUUGUUCAAGAGAAUAUUCAGGACAGUUGAUGUCACAGCUGCAGGCUAAGAUUAAAUUCAAUGGGCCUUUAACUGUAGCAGAUUAUAUGAAAGAAGCAUUAACAAAUUGCACAGAGGGUUAUUAUAUACACAGAGAUGUAUUUGGAAAAGAUGGAGAUUUUACAACUUCACCAGAGAUCAGUCAGAUGUUUGGAGAGCUUGUUGCAUUAUGGUUUGUUAAUGAAUGGAUGAUGGCUGGUUCCCCAGAAGAUAUCAAGCUAGUAGAACUUGGCCCAGGACGUGGAACCAUGGCUGAUGAUAUGUUAAGGGCAUUUUCAAAUUUUCCUGAACUGAAAAAAGCCCUGUCAUUACAUUUGGUGGAGAUAAGUGAAAAAUUAAGUGAAAUGCAAGAGGAGAAGUUGUCAGCUGGUGGAGAUAAUUCAACUAUUGCUUGUUCUGAAAAUGAUCCCCACUAUAAAAGUUGUAAAUCAAAACAUGGUCCUAAUGUUUACUGGUAUAGAGAUAUAAGUGAGAUUCCAGCGGGGUAUACUAUGUUUGUGGCACAUGAAUUCUUUGAUGCUUUACCUAUACAUAAAUUUCAAAAAGUAGACAAAGGAUGGCGGGAAAUUCUAGUUGAUAUAGAUCCAGCCGCAGACAACAAACUGAGGUAUGUGUUAGCUCCUGGUGAAACUGCUGCUUCUAAAGUUUAUCUCAAGGUAUCAGCAGAUGAUAAGAGAGAGCAUAUUGAAGUUAGUCCUGGUACUGGUGUAACAGUUCAACAUAUAGUUGAUGUAUUAGACAAUCAUGGUGGAUCUGCGUUACUUAUAGACUAUGGGCAUGAUGGCACAAAAGAAGAUACUUUUAGGGGUUUUCGUAAUCAUGAGUUACAUGACGUGCUGGAAGACCCAGGAACUGCAGAUCUAACAGCAGAUGUUGACUUUUCAUACAUCAAAAAACAAGCAGGGGAUAGGGUUAAAUCAUUUGGACCUGUAACACAAUCACAUUUCUUACAAAAUAUGGGUAUAGCCUACAGAUUAAAGAUGUUGUACGAGAAAGCUGAUGCGGAUGGAAAGAAAGAUCUCUUGUCUGCCUUCAACAUGUUAACAAAUCCUGAACAGAUGGGAGAAAGAUUUAAAUUUCUUGCUAUAUUAAAUAAACACUGUUCCCAUAGCCCGGUUGGCUUUGAUCCUCUCCCAGAGGAAUGAUAGACAGUCUGUGACUUAUUGGCUUGGUUCUAUAAAAUGGAGACCUGUCCACAUCCCCACGUCAGUGUCUGUGUCUUCGUUCAUACUUGUAGAUGAAGUUUUUAUGCAGUAUGGUAUCAUAUUGUUCAGCAGCUAUACAAAGUAUAUGAGUGUUGUCUUACUCACCAUGACAUCCGCUUCCAGAUUUAUGAUUAUGUAUAGUAAAAUAUUUUACAAAUU
Molecule: messenger RNA, 1573 nt
Organism: Ruditapes philippinarum (Manila clam)
Lineage: Eukaryota; Metazoa; Mollusca; Bivalvia; Venerida; Veneridae
Product: protein arginine methyltransferase NDUFAF7, mitochondrial-like
Exons: 10
Coding region: 89-1354 (421 amino acids)
Biological process (GO): mitochondrial respiratory chain complex I assembly
Cellular component (GO): mitochondrion
Molecular function (GO): protein-arginine omega-N symmetric methyltransferase activity
Source: RefSeq, a predicted model, not a curated record